CGGUCUCCUUCCUCCGAUGGGUGGCGCGAGGCUUGGAGGCCUUGCUGUCCCAGGGUGCUGUUCGCGGCGUGCACUUUGCCGUUCCGCUGGAGAGAGUGGGAGAGGGAGAGAGGGACGGUCUGUGCGAGAACUUCGCCAACGAGUCGCUGCGGGCUGCCGCCAAAACGGACAUGUUAGCGCCGAGGCCCUGAAGGCGGGACGCUGCUGAAAACGACGUUCGGCGAUCACUUUUCAGUUCCUCGCGCGCGGUAGCGUAGGCCGCCGACCGACAAACAUGGAGGCAGUGAACGCCUUCAAUCAGGAGCUCUUCUCAUUGAUGGAGAUGAAGCCUCCAAUUUCUCGUGCAAAGAUGAUUCUCAUCACUAAAGCUGCCAUUAAAGCUAUUAAGCUUUACAAACAUGUAGUCCAAAUUGUAGAGAAGUUUAUUAAAAAGUGUAAACCUGAAUAUAAAGUUCCUGGACUGUAUGUUAUUGACUCCAUUGUUCGCCAAUCUCGUCAUCAAUUUGGAACUGACAAGGAUGUUUUNGGGCCAAGAUUCUGUAAGAAUAUAACUGCCACAUUCCAGUAUUUAUAUCUCUGUCCAUCAGAAGAUAAGAGUAAGAUAGUUCGUGUCCUCAACCUAUGGCAGAAAAAUGGUGUGUUUAAAAUAGAAAUAAUUCAGCCACUUCUGGACAUGGCAGCAGGAGCUAGCAGUACAACCUCAGUGACAGAAGAUGCCACCAAUAAUGAAGGUUCACCACAAUCUGCUACAAUUCCAUCUGAACCACCACAGGCUGGUGCUAAUUCAGUAGAUCCUGUGCCACAGCUGCCUAGUUCUGAUGCAUUUGCUGCGGUUGCUCAGUUGUUUCAAACAACACAAGGACAGCAACUCCAACAGAUUCUCCAGACUUUUCAGCAACCUCCCAAACCUCAGUCUCCAGUAAUAGAUAAUAAUGUAAUGGCUCAGGUUCAAGCUAUCACAGCUCAGCUGCAGACCACGACAACACAGCCAUCAGAACAAAAGCAUGAUUUCCAAAUACCAGAACAAAAAACAUCUUUUGAUAAGAAGCUGUUGGAUCGCUUUGACUAUGAUGAUGAACCAGAAGCAGUAGAAGAUACAAAAAAAGAAGAGGCCACACCUUCUCCUUCACUCUCUCAACCAACAUUUGGAUUUCCAGGUGAAGGCUUACAACAACCAGUUUAUCCUCAGCUUCCAAAUAUAGAUCAGUUUCAGCAGAGAAUGCUGGGAAUGCAACAGGAUGCAAUGCUUCACCAGGUCCCCCUCCCUCCAAAUGGACAGAUGCCUAGCUAUGGACUUCUGCCUACACCACAGUUUACACCUAUAGGUCAACAAGUUAUACAGUCUUCACCUCAGGUGCAGCAGCCUUUUCAGUCUUCUUUUCCAGCACAAAGUGAAUCACAUUUACAGAAAGCACAUCAGCAGGAACUGGAAGUGGAUCAACAUCCAACUCAGGAAGGAAAAAGACACGAGAACAGAAAGUCGAGAUCUAGAUCAGCAUCAAGAUCACCCAAGAGAAGAAGAUCACGAUCUGGUUCUCGAACUCGAAGAUCACGGCAUCGUCGUUCUCGUUCUCGAUCCCGGGACAAGCGCCGUCAUUCUCCUAGGUCACGGUCCCAGGAAAGACGUGAGAGGGAGAGAGAGAGAGAACGCAGAGUAAAAGGACUUCCUCCAAUCAAACCAGAAACCGUUAGUGUUUGCAGUACAACCCUUUGGGUAGGCCAACUAGACAAACGAACAACACAGCAGGAUGUUGGAGGUCUCCUGGAAGAGUUUGGUCUAAUUGAAUCUAUAAAUAUGAUCCCCCCAAGAGGAUGUGCUUAUAUUAUAAUGGUACAGAGACAAGAUGCAAACCGUGCCCUGCAGAAACUGAGUCGUGGUAACUUUAAAGUCAAUCAGAAAUCUAUAAAGAUUGCUUGGGCUUUAAAUAAAGGAAUUAAGCCAGAUUAUAAGCAGUAUUGGGAUGUAGAAUUAGGUGUUACCUACAUACCAUGGGGUAAAGUUAAACCUGAAGAUUUGGAAAGUUUUUGUGAAGGAGGAAUGCUGGACAAUGAUACACUUAGUCCUGAAUGGAAAGGAAUUCCAAAAAAAUCAGAAAACCAGUUAGCCCAGAAUGGAGGAGCUGGAAGUGGUGAUACUGCACAUAAUGAACAAACGUCACCUGUAGCUAAAGCCUUGCCAAUCCAAAUGCCUAUACCUAUACCUACACCAAUAACAGUACCACCACCACAGGUACCACCACAUCAACCAGGUCCUCCAAUGGUUGGUACCCUUCAGCCUCCUACAUUUACUCCUCCAUUAGGAAUUCCACCUCCUGGAUUUGGUCCUGGAGUUCCUCCUCCACCACCACCACCAUUUAUGCGACCAGGCUUCAAUCCAAUGCAUUUACCACCAGGUUUUCUUCCUCCUGGACCACCACCUCCCAUUAAUCCAUCGGUUUCAGUUCCUCCAGUUUCUGCCCCUCCUUCUGGAGGAGUAAAUAUCCCAAAUUCUACUGUGGCCACUAUAAAUGAAGACACUACCAAAGACUCUUCUAUAGGGAACCCUAUUCCAACAGUAGUUUCUGGAGCUAGAGGAAAUGGUGAAAAUGCAGAAGGCUCCAAAGGAUAUCCAAAUGCUCCGCCACCUGUCACUUCUGCUAGUAUAUCAGCUUCUGUAUCCCAACCAGUCCCACUUCUUGGUACUCAAGGAGUUACAUCUAGUCCAGUGAUUGGGCUUCAGGCACCUUCUACUGGCCUUUUAGGUGCCCGACCCGGUUUGAUACCACUUCAGAGACCUCCAGGAAUGCCACCACCUCAUCUGCAACGGUUUCCAAUGAUGCCACCUCGGCAUAUGCCUCCUCAUAUGAUGCACAGAGGUCCGCCUCCAGGGCCAGGUGGUUUUGGAAUGCCUCCACCUCAUGGGAUGAAGGGCCCUUUCCCACCCCCAGGCCACUUUGCAAGGCCCAGUGGAAUGCCUGGAGGUGGUCCAGGAGGAUCUGAGGAUAAUAGAGAUGGAAGGCAGUUCAGGAAUGAUAGGCCACCAUUUACUCCACAUAGAGACCAGGAAAGGUUCGGAAGGAGGUCUUUUGGGAAUCGGAUAGAAAAUGAACGUGAACGCUAUGGCAACCGUAAUGAUGAAAGAGAGCAUGAACGCCUUGGUAAUCGAGAAAGGAGAGAAUGGGGAAGAAGAAGCCCUGAACGUGAUAGACACAGAGACUUGGAGGAAAGAAAUCGGCGUUUCAGUGGACACAGAGAGAGAGAUUCUAGAGAUAGGGAACCCCAUAGAGAAAAAGAUGAAAAUCGAGGAAAGGAGAAACCCGAGUUGACAGACAGAGUAGAUGGGGUCAAAAACUAUGAAUCUCAGAGCAGUAAAGUAGAAAACACAGACUCUGUUUCAGAACUUAAUAAAGAGUCUGAACCUAUUGGUGUGAAGCCAACUGAAGAAGUAGCAUCUGAGUCUACCUCAUCUCUUGAAAAACCUACUGGCUCAGUUGCGGAGGCUCCUCGCUAGAGACUGGAAUUUGUCAAAAAAUACAUCGGAGUGUAGAGCUUUAGAAUUGUACAGUAUGCUGUAUAUUUGCUUUUGCUAUAUCACAAUUCUCCCCAUAGUUUAUGGGGACAUGUAAGCAAUUUGAUUGCUUCCCUUCUAUUUAAAAUAGCCACACAAUAACAUGAAAACAAAUAAACCAUUACCCAUUUUCUGCUGUAACUUUUUUAAAGUUUUCACUUUAAAAAGUUUACAAAUCAGACUUAGAAGUGCUUUCUAUUUUUUUUUAAUUUAAGUGAAGGUAAAAUGGUGAAAGCUCCUAAAAAUAGGGAUGUGUUUUUAAUAAACUCUAUUUUCAUAACAA
This is a messenger RNA of Thamnophis sirtalis, 3830 nucleotides long. The record is from RefSeq and is a predicted model, not a curated record. Lineage: Eukaryota; Metazoa; Chordata; Lepidosauria; Squamata; Natricidae.